AGUUGAAGACCAAGCUGCUUCGCCUAAAAAGUUUUCGUCUCGCCCAUUUCGAACGCCGACGAUAAAUUCAAAAAUAGAGAUAAAGACAAACGAACUCUGAAGUUCAUGCCAUCACUCAAAUGUGAUGGCACAACUGAAGAUUUGUUGCUUUAUCUCUCUUCGGAGACGAGAUUGGUACGCUUGGUAUCAAUUGACUAUGCAGGUCUUUCAACCAACUUGGGGGAUUUACGAUCAUUUGUAAGUGAUUACAAGUGCAUCAAAGAAAUAGUUAUCGACAAAGGGCAUCGUGUAGAAGUGUUUCCAAGGAAACAACUUCUUAAAGACGAUGAGGUUCUUUUGUUCCACUGUCGUGACAAGUCAGUCGUUCACAAUAAGCUUUUCACUUCAUUACUGUAUUUGAAACAUCAGUGUAGAUUACCCAUUUAAAAAACUACCCAAUGGAAGACCACACCGUGCAUUUUGGAAAGGGCACGUUUAAUUGGCCAAAUAAUAAAUUCUGCUUUUUUUUUGUA
Mucor mucedo is the source of this 512-nucleotide messenger RNA. RefSeq lists its product as uncharacterized. NCBI's taxonomy places the organism in Eukaryota, Fungi, Mucoromycota, Mucoromycetes, Mucorales, Mucoraceae. The coding region runs from base 106 to 426 and encodes 106 amino acids. The transcript has 3 exons. The record is from RefSeq and is a predicted model, not a curated record.